AUGGCGGAGUUUCCAGAGCUUUGGCGGUCGGCUCAGGAGUUCCAGCAGCUGCAAAGCUCCGCCGAGGACUUGCUCCGCUUGUGGCAGGUGGUGGGAGUCUCCAUUGAAGCUCAAGAUGCUGACGCCAAGGCGAUCUUGGCGGCGGCAUUGGAGACCUGCGAGGGCUGCUGCUCCAGGUGGAACCUUCGGCGUGCGGAGUUAGAGAAGGAAUGCCAGGAGUUAGACAUUGCUCUUCGAAAGAGUCUUCAAGAGCUGGCAGAAGGAAGCUUCGCUGAGGAGUUGCGCCGGGCCAACGACUUGGCGCUGCAGCCCCGUGCCACUGAGCUGAAGGGGCUCGUUCAGGCUGCCUCAGGCGCAUGGGAAGAGCAGGAGCAGCUGCGGAGGGAUUUGGCGGAGGCCUGUGCUGCUAUGGGUUUGGAUUCCUCUUUGAUCAAUGUGGAGCAACUCACUCCGGAGCAGCUGCAGAAAGAAGUUCAGAGACGGAAGGAGCAAGUGCAGCAGCAACUGGAGGAGAUGGCCAUGGCACUGGGCUUGGACCCUGAAGACUUCCAGCUGGAGGACCUGGCCAGCAUGGCAGCCAAGCUUAAGGACUUCCAGACGGAGUUGUCUUCCUUGAAAGACACUGCAAUCCAAAAUGCCUGCCGUGCUCGAGACAUUUGGGUGGAGCUCCGCUUGGCUCCCCAGCUCCUGCGUGACCAGCACGCCGCCGAGCUCAGCGAAGCCCACGACGCACCCGCCGUCACCGCCGCGGUGGGCGCCGCGGUGCGACGGAGCCUGGACGCCUGGGAGGCUCAGCGUGAGGAGGCUGUGAAGGAAGCUGAGUCGGUGCACCAGCUCAUCCGUGGCCACGCCGCACCACCAGAGGCAGAGGCAUUUUUGGCCGAGCAUAGUGGUCUUCACCAAGAGGAUUUGGAACGCUGCCGGUCGAAGGUCCAGGAUCUGCGCAGAGCCUGCCGCGACGCGGAGAAGCCCAUCCGUCAACACCUUCGUCAGCUUUACCAUCAGACGGGAUGUGCCCUAGAGAACCUGGAGGCCUGCUACCAGGAGGUGGAGCAGAGUGGCACGUCGCGGCAGAGGAAGAAGAUCCUGGAGAAGGAAACGCGGCGGAUUGAGGAUUACAAGGAGUCCGUAAGCGCGAUCCUGGGGCAGCGGGAGGAGCUCAAGGCCUUGGUCCUGGCGGGCGAAAGCUUCGAACGCCAGGCGCAAGCGGGACCAGGACGCUGGGUCGGAAGUUCCAAGCACUUUUUGGAGGAGGAGAAGUUCCGCAAGCGUUUCUUGAAGCAAUACCCGCUGCUGCGUGAUAAGAUCAUUGAGUCCAUCGAGGAAUGGGAAGGUAGCAACGAGAAGAUCUUCACCCACAAGGGCAUCGGGCUGGGCGAUCGGCUUCGGGAGUUGCGAGAUCAUCCAGUGGCGUUGGCCUCCGCUAAGGGCGACCUUUCCAUCAUGGGACGCUUGGCAAGCCCUGGGCAUUCCACAAGAGUCCCCGGCACCAAGCAAGAGCCGACCGCAGGUGAAGACCCCCACGAGCCCCAGUGA
Durusdinium trenchii is the source of this 1536-nucleotide messenger RNA. Lineage: Eukaryota; Dinophyceae; Suessiales; Symbiodiniaceae. The record is from the annotation of a GenBank genome assembly.